Molecule: messenger RNA, 1020 nt
Organism: Lethenteron reissneri (Far Eastern brook lamprey)
Lineage: Eukaryota; Metazoa; Chordata; Hyperoartia; Petromyzontiformes; Petromyzontidae
Product: soluble scavenger receptor cysteine-rich domain-containing protein SSC5D-like
Source: RefSeq, a predicted model, not a curated record
AUGUUUCACUUGAUUUGGGCCAAAUUCUGUCUCGAAGGAUUAAAAAUAUUGUUUCGUCUCAUCCAGCAUUCAACCACCACACUGCGGGUCACAACAACGCACUCACCCAUCCACCCACUCACCACGCUGCAGGUGACAACAACGCACUCACCCAUCCACCCACUCACCACGCCGCGGGUCACAACAACGCACUCACCCAUCCACCCGCUCACCACGCUGCAGGUCACAACAACACACUCACCCAUCCACCCACUCACCACGCCGCGGGUCACAACAACGCACUCACCCAUCCACCCACUCACCACGCUGCAGGUCACAACAACUCACUCACCCAUCCACCCACUCACCACGCUGCAGGUCACAACAACACACUCACCCAUCCACCCACUCACCACACUGCAGGUCACAACAACGCACUCACCCAUCCACCCACUCACCACACUGCAGGUCACAACAACUCACUCACCCAUCCACCCACUCACCACGCUGCAGGUCACAACAACGCACUCACCCAUCCACCCACUCACCACACUGCAGGUCACAACAACUCACUCACCCAUCCACCCACUCACCACGCUGCGGGUCACAACAACGCACUCACCCAUCCACCCGCUCACCACGCUGCAGGUCACAACAACACACUCACCCAUCCACCCACUCACCACGCCGCGGGUCACAACAACGCACUCACCCAUCCACCCACUCACCACACUGCAGGUCACAACAACUCACUCACCCAUCCACCCACUCACCACGCUGCGGGUCACAACAACGCACUCACCCAUCCACCCACUCACCACACUGCAGGUCACAACAACACACACCCAUCCACCCACUCACCACGCUGCAGGUCACAACAACUCACUCACCCAUCCACCCACUCACCACACUGAAGGUCAGCUCUCUUCUCACUCCGCUUUUCCCCUCUGCUUCUCUCUGUUGGGAGCGCGACACACCGGUGUGCCACUGCAGGUCACCUUCCUUCCCUCCGUUUUUCCCCCUCGCUCUGCUCCACUGUAA